Seriola dumerili (greater amberjack) is the source of this 1454-nucleotide messenger RNA. RefSeq lists its product as uncharacterized. The transcript is spliced from 4 exons. The coding region runs from base 219 to 611 and encodes 130 amino acids. The record is from RefSeq and is a predicted model, not a curated record. Lineage: Eukaryota; Metazoa; Chordata; Actinopteri; Carangiformes; Carangidae.
UGGACAUAUAAUAUGAACGAAUAUUGCUAUUGCGUAUGUGAUUAACGGGGGCGGGUCACACCGCACGUGGGUGGUUACUUGUAGCUUAACGUGCGAAUACACUGUACUGUUAUCCUUUCGGUGGGCAUACAUUUUCUGUUUUGGGCCGAUCUGUUUGUGAUCUGUCCUACUCCAUUUCCGUUGUUUUUGCCUGAGGAGAGACUUGAAAGGGCUGAGAGAUGGACACAGCUCCAACACCACCACCACCACCACCACCAUCAUCACUGCCGCUGCCAGGAAACCUGGCUCAAAAAAAACAUCCUAAACCACAGCCUCAGUUCGCUGCAAUACCUUUUACCGGGCACUCUCCCACCCUGGAGUCAAAUCCCUCACCAGAGGCUCUCCAUGAUGCUCAGGGUGAAGAAAAUCCACCACUCUUCCAAGUGCAAAAUGGACCCUUUUCUACACCAUCUGAAGAACAGGAAGACAAUGAUUCUGACACAAAAGAGAAACACAUUCCAGUGCAGGAAACUAACCCGGCACCACAGGCACUUCAUGGCACACUGAUGACAGAGCAGCAAGAUGAACAAGCCACUCAGAUGGAGCCAGCUGAAGAGGACCAACAGGCCUGAAGCACUUUAGUUACGAGAAAACAAAGAUCUACAUUUAAGAGUACUUGAAAAAAGCUGUUCUCAAUUUAACUUGAAGCACUUCUACGUGGUAUAAGUUAGAUAGCACACUGCUUUAUGUUCUGGCCAAAGAUGUUUGAAUGUUAUUUCAGCCUUCAAUCAUCAUCAUCCUCAUCACUUGCAGCUGAAUUGAAAUUCAUAUUUAUAUAUAUAUACAUGCAUAUAUUCAUACUUUAUAGUGUCUUUGAGAAACUUUGAACUGAAAUGAGCUUCAGAAGACUAAGUAAAAGCACUUUGAGUGUACAUAGUUGCCCCUAUUUAUUAUUUAAAGGUAAACUUGACAGAUUUUAGACAAAAAGGUUUGACUGAAAAACAUGUAAUGUAAUUUAUUUCUGGCUCAUGUGCUACAAACCUGUGGUGUGAAGUUUGAAAGGAAAGGACAUGUAUCAGGCAGGGAUAUUGGCUGAACUAAGGUAAUUGUUGGAUUAAGUGUUUUGGAACUUGACCUGCUCAGGAUUUCUGCAGUCUCAAAUUAAAGCGUUUUUAAUCUGUCUUUCAUGAAAUCCCCAAUUAAAGUCUAACAUGCUCACAAUGACAACACUAACAUGCUGAUCUGUAUUCCAUGCUUCUUUGUCCCAAAUUUAAGCAAUCCAUUCAAUAGUUAUUGAGACAUUUCAUUCAAAACUGAAUGCUAUCAAUUGAGGAAAAGUCAUUUCAUUUUCACAGUAUAAGAGAAAACCAUAACCUGCUGGUCGUGCUAAAUGAAAAGUAAGUGGAUCACCAAAGUCAACAGAAUUUGACCCAUGGAUAUUUAGACAAGGUUUCAUGGUGAUCCAUCCAGUAGUG